UCCGCAGACCCCCUAUACUAUAUUCGGCAGACCCCAACUAUAAUCCGCAGACCCCCUAUACUAUAUUCGGCAGACCCAACUAUAAUCCGCAGACCCCCUAUACUAUAUUCGGCAGACCCAACUAUAAUCCGCAGACCCCCUAUACUAUAUUCGGCAGACCCAACUAUAAUCCGCAGACCCCCU
Messenger RNA from Lottia gigantea (owl limpet), 183 nucleotides. RefSeq lists its product as hypothetical. Lineage: Eukaryota; Metazoa; Mollusca; Gastropoda; Lottiidae. The transcript has a single exon. The annotation marks the transcript as partial. The record is from RefSeq and is a predicted model, not a curated record.